This is a messenger RNA of Geosmithia morbida, 5010 nucleotides long. Its product is annotated as cytokinesis protein. The transcript has 3 exons. The record is from RefSeq and is a predicted model, not a curated record. Gene Ontology annotation, cellular component: mating projection tip; cell division site. Lineage: Eukaryota; Fungi; Ascomycota; Sordariomycetes; Hypocreales; Bionectriaceae. The coding region runs from base 1 to 5010 and encodes 1669 amino acids. Gene Ontology annotation, biological process: mitotic actomyosin contractile ring assembly; actin filament bundle assembly; barbed-end actin filament capping. Gene Ontology annotation, molecular function: small GTPase binding; actin binding.
AUGUCGUCGGCCGAUAAAUCCCGGCAGUCGUCUGGAGGGCGCUCCAUCUUCUCUAGGAACAAGCACAAGGACAAGCACGUCGCCGACUCCCGGUACGCCCAGGAGCAGUACCCCUACGACGCCGCCAGCAGCCUGGGCUCGCGAUCGUCCCGUCACAAGCGAGAGUCAUCCAGCAUCUCGCUCGACGGCCCCCUAUCCCCCGACUCCGUCUCGACCAGCAACUCGGCAGGCGUCAUCACCUCCCUCCCCUACGACGCCGUCCCGCGCUCCCCCCGCUCCGGCGACCACAAGGGGGGCGACCAGCUGAGCGCCCGACAGAACCAGACUCUGCAGCCGCAUCAGCUCAACAGGGGAGCCUCCGACUACCACCAGUACCCUUCCCUCGACCCUUCGUCCCUCGUAUCCCACCAGACAUACACUCCAACACAGCAGCGACCCAGCACUGCUAACUCGAACCUCACCAUGGCGUCGACCGGUCGCCAGGCCCAGUACCAACAAUGGGGACCCGGACCCGGAGCUUCUCGUGGCAGUGUUGCCAGCUCUGCCAACGGCUCGCGCUACGACUCGUAUGCCUCCACUGACAACCUCAGCGUGUACUCUGGCAACCCUGGAUACCGAGAUGCCGGUCCGGGUCGCUCGUCACAAGCAGGCCUCCUUAGCGCCUCAUCCCAGAGCUCCUACGGCUCCCACCAGUCGCCCCGUGACUCCAACCGCCUGACAAAACUGCCCAGUCCCAGUCCCGGCCUCAGUCCCGGUGUCCCUAGCGGCCCCGAGAACUUUCACUUCCCCAGGCCUGAUGACGACAAUGUCAUUCACGACAAGUUCCUCGAGCUCAUGCAGAAGCGCGGAUGGCAUCACCUGCCCGAGCAGGCCCGGCGCCAGAUGGUAGCCUACCCACCCGAGAAGAAGUGGAUGCUUCUGCACCAGGAUCGCCUGGCCGAGUGGCAGGGCGAGCAGAAGCGUCGCACGACCGCCCGCCCUAACCAGUACGCCGCCCCGGACAUCACCACUUACUCCGAUGAGGAGGGCACCCCCGAGUUCUACGUUAGGCGCGUAAUGGAAGACAAGCUAGACACCAAGGGCAUGGGUAGUCUGGAGGUCAACCUGAGAACCCAGCAGAUUGGUUGGGUCAAGAGGUUCGUCGAGUGCCAGGGCCAGGUCGCCCUCGUCACCCUGCUUCUCAAGAUCAACCGCAAAACGGCCCUGGGUCCCGCCCCCGAGAGCACCAAGGUCGACAAGAACCAGGACAAGGAGUACGACAUUAUCAAGUGUCUCAAGGCCUUGAUGAACAACAAGUUUGGCGCCGACGACGCCCUGGUCCACCAAAAGGUUCUCGUUGCUCUCGGCACGUCACUAAUCUCAGCCCGCCUGUCGACGAGGAAGCUCGCCAGUGAAAUCCUCACCUUCCUCUGUACUUGGGGCGAAAACGGCGAGGGCCACAUCAAAGUCAUCAACGCCCUCGACGAGGUUAAGUCGCAGGCCGGCGAGAAUGGGAGGUUUGACGCCUGGAUGCGCCUCGUCGAGGUCACCGUUGACGGCCGAGGCAAGAUGGGCAGCCUUGUCGGCGCCAGCGAGGAGCUCCGCACCGGUGGUACUGGAAUGGAGAAUCUGCUGAUGGAGUACGCCCUUACGACCAUGAUCCUCGUCAACAUGCUCAUCGACUCGCCCGAGCGGGAUCUCGAGCUCCGUGUCCACAUCCGUGCCCAAUUCACGGCAUGCGGCAUCCGUCGCAUCCUGAGCAAGAUGGAGGCCUUCCAGUACGACCUCUUGGACAAGCAGAUCGAGCGCUUCCACAGCAACGAGGCCAUCGAUUACGAGGACAUGCUGGAGCGUGAGAACAGCAGCAUCAAAGACAACGCAGAGGGUGACGUCAAGGACCUCAACGACCCCGUACAGAUCGCCGACGCAAUCCAGCAGCGCCUCCAGGGCAGCAAGACGAGCGAUUACUUCGUUUCUGCUCUGCAGCACCUCAUGCUCAUGCGCGGCCAUGACGGUGAGGAGCGCCUGCGCAUGUUUCAGCUCGUCGAUGCCAUGCUUAGCUACGUCGCCAUGGACAGGCGACUGCCCAACCUGGAUCUCAAGCAGAGCCUCAAUUUCACCGUCCAGAGCCUGCUCGACAAGCUGCACACGGACUCGGAGGCUCGCCAGGCCCAGGAUGAGGCCCUCGAAUCGCGCCAGAUUGCCGAGGCCGCCAUGGCCGAGCGCGACGAGAUGAGGGCCCGCGUGGAGAUGGGUGCCGAUGGCUUGGUCGCUAAGAUGCAGAGGCAGCUCGAUGAGCAGACGCGCUUCAUCGAGGCUCAGAAGAGGCAGGCAGAGGGCCUCAAGGCCGAGCUGGAGAAUCUCCAGGCCCUGAGGGCCAAGGAGGCCCAGAGGAACGAGCUUGAGACCCGCGAGCUCUACCUGAUGCUACGCGACGCCCAGGAUAUUGCCGCCUCCAACGCCGCCAAGAGCAACAGUGCCAAGGCCGCCGGCGCCGCCCAGGAUGCCAGCAAGCAGCAGGGUAUCCUCGACCGCAACCGCCUUAUGGAGCGCCUGCAGAUGCAGCUGGAGCGCCAGAAGACGCAGUACAAGCUCGAGGGCCGCACCUGGGGAGAGGCCGCCGGCCCCUCCGAUAGGCUGCGCGCCCUCCGAGAAGAGAUGGAGGACACGCCCGGGGAGGAGCCUCAGACGCCUCCCGGCGGCGGGACGCCCCCGCACGACUUCACCAACAGCGUUCUGGGCAGCAUCAACCGCCAGACCAGGCUCCCGCGCAAGCCCAUCAAAGCCACCGACGCUCCCAUCAGCGAAGAGCGCGAAGCCGGCGUACUCGAGAACCGAGCCAACAUGCUCGGCGAGCUGGGUUCCCGCUUCAAGACGGCUCAGGAUGGCAGCGACGAGUCAGACGCUGGUGUUGACGAGUCCGCCGCGACCUCCAAGUUCAGCGACGACUCGUCACCCACUACACCCGCCGAGGGCGACUUGCCCGCUCCCAAAAUCGAGGUCACCGCCGCCAACGGUGUGCCUCCGCCUCCUCCGCCUCCACCUCCCCCGCCGAUGCCCGACCAGGUCCCCGGCGCACCGCCGCCGCCGCCACCACCUCCCCCUCCCCCCAUGCCGGGACAGAUUGCGGGAGCCCCCCCACCCCCCCCUCCGCCACCUCCGCCUCCCCCUAUGCCCGGAGCUAUGCAGUCGGGUCACUACCUCUCCCAGCAGCCGGCGUACACGUCACCGGCACCAUCGGGCGGCCUGCCCGUUGUCAGGCCCAAGAAGAAGCUCAAGGCCCUCCACUGGGACAAGGUGGACACGCCGGAGCAGAGUCACUGGGCUGCGCACACCCCAUCCGUCGAGGAGAGGGAAGAGAAGUACAACGAGCUCAGCCGCAAGGGUAUCCUCGACGAGGUGGAGAAGCUCUUCAUGGCAAAGGAAGUCAAGAAGAUUGGCGGCGUCAAUGCCAAGAAGGACGACAAGAAGCAGCUCAUUUCUGCGGAUCUGCGCAAGGCUUUCGAAAUCGCCCUUGCCAAAUUUUCGCAGUAUUCUGUUGAAAAGGUGGUGCAGAUGAUUAUUCACUGUGACAAAGAGGUUCUCGACAACCCGGUCGUCAUGGAGUUUCUCCAGAAGGAUGACAUGUGUAACAUCUCGGACAAUGUGUCGAAGCAGAUGGCCCCCUACAGCAAGGACUGGACGGGCCCCGAAGCCAAGGAUCAGGGGCGCGAGAUGGAUCCUUCCGAGCUGACGCGCCAGGACCAGAUCUACCUGUACACUGCGUUUGAGCUGCACCACUACUGGAAAAGUAGGAUGCGUGCGUUGGCGCUGACGCGCAACUUCGAGGCCGACUACGACGAGAUCAACGACAGAAUCCGCAAGAUCGUGACCGUGUCCGAGUCCCUUCGCGACUCGGUGUCGCUGAUGAACGUGCUGGGUCUGAUUCUGGAUAUCGGAAAUUACAUGAACGACGCCAACAAGCAGGCGCGUGGUUUCAAGCUGGGUUCCCUGGCUCGCCUGGGCAUGGUCAAGGACGAUAAGAACGAGUCAACGCUGGCCGACCUGGUGGAGCGUAUCGUGCGCAACCAGUACCCCGAGUGGGAGGGUUUUGCAAACGACAUCGCUGGCGUCAUGACGGCGCAGAAGAUCAACAUCGAACAGCUGCAGACGGACGCCAAGAAGUACAUUGCCAACAUUAAGAAUGUCCAGAUGUCGCUCGAUUCGGGCAACCUGAGCGACCCCAAGAAGUUCCACCCCCAGGACCGUGUCAACCAGAUCGUGCAGCGGUCCAUGAAGGAGGCCAGGCGCAAGGCCGAGCAGAUGGAACUGUACCUGGACGAGAUGAUGCGGACGUACACGGACAUUAUGGUCUUCUACGGCGAGGACCCGACGGAGGAGAAUGCGCGCCGCGAUUUCUUCGCGAAGCUGGCCUCGUUCCUGGGAGAGUGGCGCAAGUCCCGAGAGAAGAACGUGUUGUACGAGGACGUCCGCCGGCGCAACGAGGCGUCGAUGAAGCGCAAGCAUGCCCAGGCCAAGGCCAACGCGGCUGCCUCGGGAGGCGACAGCGGACCCUUGUCACCCACCAACACGGGUGCCAUGGACUCGCUGCUCGAGAAGCUCCGUGCCGCUGCACCCCAGGCUAGAGACCAGAGGGACCGACGACGCCGUGCGCGUCUCAAGGACCGCCACCAGGUUCGCGUGGCUUCGGGCCAGAAGAUUCCCGACCUCAACGAGAUUCCCGAGUCAGGUGCUGGCGAUGGCGGAGGGUCAACGGUUGGCAACGACAGGGAGGAGACUAUUAACGAGGAGCAGGCGGCUGCGUCGGCGGCGACACCCAAGAGCCCCGGCAGCAGCGUGCAGGCGGGCCAGGAUGACGUGGCCGACAGGGCAGCUGCUCUCCUGCAGGGCAUGCGUGGCGAUGGCGGCGGCGACGACGAGGAUCCGGAGAAGAGGGAUAACCUGCGCAAGACCAGGCGGCAGACAGCCGAGGAGGAGCGCAGGCUUAGGAGGAGGAGGAGGGACAGGACGACGACGUCGACGGAGGACUAG